This is a messenger RNA of Drosophila guanche, 3260 nucleotides long. It is a transcript of the gene Patr-1, whose product is annotated as protein PAT1 homolog 1. Gene Ontology annotation, biological process: deadenylation-dependent decapping of nuclear-transcribed mRNA; P-body assembly. Gene Ontology annotation, cellular component: P-body. The record is from RefSeq and is a predicted model, not a curated record. Bases 64 to 2979 code for a protein of 971 amino acids. Lineage: Eukaryota; Metazoa; Arthropoda; Insecta; Diptera; Drosophilidae. Gene Ontology annotation, molecular function: RNA binding. The transcript has 5 exons.
UAAUUCCGCGGUCACACUGCUGACAAGUCAUGAUAAUUUUUUGUAAAAAAAUAGUUUUUCGCAAUGGAUGACUCGUUUUUCGGAUUCGACACAACUAUACCGGAGGACGAAGGUGGCGAUGGGCGCAUUGGCGAAGAAGAAUAUGAUGCGCUCAACGAUGAAACCUUCGGGUCUGCAAUAAAUGGAGAUUGGGAAGAAGCUCACGAAACGCUGGUUCGCCUUGGCGGAAAUGGCGACAAGGUUCGAAAGAGAGGCGGUUUCGCUGAUAGAGGUGCAUACGGAGGAUAUCCAGCCGGAGGCAAUGGCGUGCCCAGACAUGCGAACGUGCUUUCAUCGGCUCCAUCGUCGAGUGGGUCAACACCUGCGCCAUUCAAUGCGCCUUUUCCAGGCUCACGAAAUAUGGAAGACGCGGACUUAGAGCUUAAUCUGUCCUCCAUGAAGCUAGAUGAUGUGGACUUCUCCUCUUUCCUCGACAGCGAAGCGGGUAAUGUUAGCAAUCGGGUUAACUUGGACUCUGCAGUGUGGGCGUCGCCACCGUUUCCGAAUAAUCAACCGCUAUUUCGUGAAGCCAUGCGUAGUGCUUUUAAGCCGCAAACGCAGAUGAAACACCAGCAGGAGGCCAACGCAAAUUUAGCAUUACAUCAUAUGCGUCCUCAAACUGGUCCCAAAAUCUCAACCCUCGAGGAUAUAGAACGCAAUCUUAUCAUUCAGCAAGCAAUACCGAAGCAGCAACAGCAACAGCAAACAACAGAUCGAAAAGCUUUUGAUGAAUUUAGCCUGGCUAACCGGCAGCAUAUGCUGCCACCAACAACACCGCAUCAACAGCAACCUAAACCACAAAACAAGGUGCCCCCUGGAUUCAUGACAACGCCGCAAACGUCGCCACCAAGAACAAAUCUAGGUUUCCAUGGUCCCCAUCCAAUGCCCGAGAUGUUGCCAAAUCCUCAAUCGCAACAACAAAUGAAUGGUUUGGCAGGGAAUCGCGUGCCGCCUGGGUUUAUCUACCCACCAGGUUUGCCAGGAAGUAUGCCCCCACUGCAACAAUAUCCACUGCUUCAGCAACACGGUGCCUGUGCCUUGCCCCCAAACUUUCCUCUAGGCGGCAAUCAGCGUCCACUGCCAACCCCACAUCUGCCCACAGCCCUCAACAACUUUGCAAUGCAUCCGAGUUUUAAUGCAAUGCGAGCUGCUGGCUUGCAUCCGGCGGCCUUUAUGCAGCCCGCGCAUCCACUGCAGCAUCCACAGUCACGAAUGCCACCACACCCUCUGCAGGCAGCCAACAAUCUGCUCAGCCAGCAGCAAAACUCUAUGUUCAAUAUGUUUAACAUGCGCCUCGUGCAGGAGAUCCAGCAAAAUCAUCCGCUUCUUCAACAAAAUGCUGUCGUGGCGCGCCAGCUCCAGCAAAGUCGGGGAGGUUCUGUCCCCAGUGAUCAGCGUCAAAAGCAACAAAUGCAGCAGCAACAUCUGAAUCGACGUCCAGACGCAUCUGGAAACCUUCCGCAAGAUGAAUACGAUGAAUAUGCAAAUCUAAUGAGCACACGCGACAAGCACUGGCUAAUCGGUAUACAGUUGUCACAGCUGAAUACGGACACACCGUACAUUGAUGACUACUACUACACGGUCUACAGAGAGCGCAAGGCUCUGCAGAAUGGUCAGGUGCGGCAAAGUCAGGCCCACAAGGACAACCAGUUGAAUCAUCCUUUAACGCAACCCAGGGGCCAUGCACAACUCAUACUCGUUCAGUUGGGCAACAAAAACGGCACACGCAACGGGCACGGACAGCACCGCGAGCGUCGAAACUCGGAAAACACAAGCAGCAACAACACGGGUGGUAGCACAAAUAAUGCAGCAAGUGGCAGUGGAGGGAACAACAACACUUUAUCGGGGUACAUUUUCUCGCCCCUGAAGUUUGAGAACUCGCUUGGUAAACUGCAAUAUGGCAGCGUGACAGCCCCACGUAAAAUUAUAGACGCGGACAUAAUGGGCGGCGAGGCCAGCCCCGGGGAUGUGCCAGGAAACUCGGCAUCUUCAUCAGUAAGCACAAUGAGCGGGAUAAACGCAAACUCUAACGCAGGGACACCGCUUCUACCAAGUGCAAACUGUGAUGUCACACCCAGUAGUAUGCGCAAAUCGCGACAUAUUUUGUUGCUGAUAGAGACUCUGUACCGCUAUCUGCUGAAACUUGAGGACCUGGAAAACACGGACGUUAUGGCCACGAUCGUUUUGAAGAAAAAGAAGGAGGCCGAAAGAAUUGCGGCUCUGGAGCAGCUUGAGAUGGCAAACAAAACACCUGAGGAGCGGGCUGCGGAUGCAUCUAACCCACAAAGUCUCAAUCCACAGCUGAAGAAUAAAUUCAACUACGAAAUUGAGACGACUGAUGCGCUGGUGCACAAACUAAAGGCAGGCUUGACUUUCGACAAGGUCGUAGCUAUGAUGAAUGUUCGCAAGGGCAAGAUACUUUUACGUCGCGUUAUGCCGUUUAUUUCUGAGCAUAGUAUAUGCUGGACAGUGUGGAGCGGAGUCUUCUGCUCGCUACAGACUGUUAUAAAGAAGGACAAAGACGAUAUUGAGGGUAUCCUCUACGCUUUGUAUCCAGAAUUCAAAAAGCACAUCAGCAAAGCCAGCUUUGAAACUGUUGUCACAAUUUCAGCGGCAAUCACACUGAAUGAUAAUAAGCUAACGGGAAUUUUCUGCAGUCGCUUUGGGAUCCUAUCGCUUGUUGCCUUGAUACUUCGUGCCGAAGAAAUAUACGUGUCCAGAGUGGACCAAACGCUUAGCGACACGAAUAGGCAGAAAUGGCGGGAGUUUCUUGCACAGGUAGCGUCCUGCCUCACCCGAACCAUACAGAAUCAGACCAUCUCCGCAGCAAUUGAGUCAGAUGCGAUUCAACCGCUAAUGGACCAUUUUGAACAUUUCAAAGACCUAAAACUCGAUGCCCUGCUGGCAUUGAUAACAGAGGCCAGGCAUCAAAUCGAUUAAUUGUCACGUCUUAAUUUUUUCAGAAGUUUAUGCUUUACUCAAUUAUGCAUAUGUUUGCAAACAAUUAUGUAUCCAAUACUUACAUAUGUAUGUACAAUCGUGUUUACUUUUAUGAUACUAUACAAAGCGAAAACAACAAGAAUAUUGCUACAGGGUAUGUCAAAUCUCUCGUCGAAAAUGGGCACGUACUCAACCGUCAAUAAACUUUGAAUUGAUAAUAGCCUCUUGGAUUCCAAAAAUUCUUUAAUUAAAAUUUGUGUGCACUGUAUAAGAGAGAAAAA